AAUGCUGACGGGGACGUUACCAUUCCAGGGCAAAGACCGCAAUGAGACCAUGAACAUGAUCCUUAAAGCUAAGUUAGGGAUGCCUCAGUUCCUGAGUCUAGAAGCCCAGAGUCUGCUGAGAAUGCUGUUUAAACGCAACCCUGCUAACCGCCUGGGGGCUGGGGCCGAUGGGGUGGAGGAGAUCAAACGUCACGCCUUCUUCUCAUCGAUCGACUGGAACAAGCUAUACAGGACAGAGCUCCAGCCUCCAUUCAAACCAGCAGCAGGGAAGCCUGAUGACACAUUCUGCUUCGACCCAGAGUUCACCGCUAAAACACCCAAAGACUCCCCAGGUAUUCCUCCCAGUGCCAAUGCCCAUCAGCUGUUUAAAGGGUUCAGCUUCGUGGCUCCAGCCUCUCUGGAUGACAAGAAGGGCUCUCCUCUACUCAGCAUCCUACCUAUAGUACAGAUGCAUGGUGGAUCAGCCCAGUUCUCAGACCUGUAUGAGCUUCAGGAGGAUAUUGGAGUUGGAUCGUAUUCUAUCUGUAAACGCUGUGUACACAGAGUGUCUGUUAUGGACUACGCUGUGAAGAUAAUAGAUAAGGGUAAGAGGGAUCCAUCGGAGGAGAUUGAGAUUCUGAUGAGAUACGCACAACACCCCAACAUCAUCACACUCAAAGAUGUUUAUGAUGAGGGCAGGUAUGUGUAUGUGGUAACAGAACUGAUGAAGGGAGGAGAGUUACUGGAUAAGAUCCUCAGACAGAAGUUCUUCUCAGAGAGAGAAGCAAGCUCUGUUCUCUACACUAUUACCAAGACUGUCCACUACCUGCACUGUCAAGGGGUUGUCCAUAGGGACUUAAAGCCCAGUAACAUCCUCUAUAUGGACGACAGUGGGAAUCCUGAUUCUAUCAGGAUCUGUGAUUUUGGUUUCUCCAAGCAGCUGAGAGGAGGAAACGGACUGCUACUAACACCAUGUUACACAGCUAACUUUGUUGCUCCAGAGGUGUUGAUGCGUCAGGGUUAUGAUGCUGCCUGUGAUAUCUGGAGUCUUGGAGUGUUGUUAUACACCAUGUUAGCAGGAUACACGCCCUUCGCUAACGGCCCCAAGGACACACCUGAAGAGAUCCUGUUGAGGAUGGGGUCAGGGAAGUUCUCUCUGAGUGGUGGGAACUGGGACAUGGUGUCUGACAGCUCCAAGGACCUCCUCUCUAAGAUGCUUCAUGUUGAUCCUCACCAGCGUUAUUCAGCUGAACAGGUCCUGAAACACGCCUGGAUCACGCAACGAGACACGUUACCACACUUCCAGCUCGCACGCCACGACGCACCACACCUCGUUAAGGGAGCGAUGGCAGCUACCUACUCUGCUCUGGGUCAUAAGACGUGUCAGCCAGUUCUGGAGCCAGUAGCUGCUUCUAGCCUGGCACAGAGACGCAACAUGAAGAAACUCACCUCUAUUGACAUGUAACACACACCUCGGCCCCAGCCUCCCACUGCCCCAGCCUCCCACUGCCCCAGCCUCCCACUGCCCCAGCCUCCCACUGCCCCAGCCUCCCCACUGCCCCAGCCUCCCACUGCCCCAGCCUCCCACUGCCCCAGCCUCCCCACUGCCCCAGCCUCCCACUGCCCCAGCCUCCCACUGCCCCAGCCUCCCACUGCCCCAGCCUCCCACUGCCCCAGCCUCCCACUGCCCCAGCCUCCCACUG
Messenger RNA from Oncorhynchus masou masou (cherry salmon), 1682 nucleotides. It is a transcript of the gene rps6kal, whose product is annotated as ribosomal protein S6 kinase a, like. Bases 2 to 1444 code for a protein of 480 amino acids. Gene Ontology annotation, molecular function: ATP binding; protein serine/threonine kinase activity. The record is from RefSeq and is a predicted model, not a curated record. The transcript is spliced from 12 exons. Lineage: Eukaryota; Metazoa; Chordata; Actinopteri; Salmoniformes; Salmonidae. Gene Ontology annotation, biological process: protein phosphorylation.